UGAUAAUCUUGUCAUUGAUAGAGUUGCUUACAUAUCAAUGUUGGUUGCAUUUACUCACAAAUUGCAAUGCCUUUAAUGUAUGUCGUUAGCUGUAUUACUUUGCUUGUGCGUCAUGCAAAAGAAUUGUAAAAUAUACAAUACUGUAGUUUUGUUACUGUUUCUAGUGUAAUAUGCUUUGUUAUUCUACAUAAAUGGUUGUACAUUAUUAGAGUAAUGAAAGGAGCCAGUUACCAUAUGAGUAACAAUUAGCUAUAUGGUUUGGCAUCAUGCCAGAUGCAUGGUACCUUAGCAUGUGCUUUGUAUUUAUGCAACUUCAAAUGUAUAAUGUACAUGUAUUAUGUCGGUGUGAAUUGAAUACUAAAGUAUAUUAUUUUCUGUAUUUUGCAGUUUCACAACAUAAACGUUUUCAAUAUAUUCAUUCAAGAAAAGUCACGCCGUGGGAGUUUUAUUGAAGACUUAGUUGUUAGCUAUCUGUCUAGUUUUGCAUGGGAACGCAACUCAAGGGCAGAAUACCAAUACAUAUUAACAAAGGGGUGUACAGUUGGUUUUGAUAUUUCAUAUUUACAAUUAUGUAAGAUUUAGGAAUCAUAGUUAUUCAUGCAACCAACAUAACAUUGUUGGGUACAAUUAUAUUGACAUUGUUACCCUGCUUUUAUAUCCAACAGCAUGCCUAUGGAGAAGCGAGAGAAGCUCCGCAGUGAGGUGGAAAGUUACUACGGAUAUUGCAAGAGUUGGUUGCUGAUUGUCUCAAGGGUGGGCAGUCAACAAGUUUUGCGUUUAGCUAGUGCGUUGCCAUGGAUCACAAUUUAUUUUGACUGCACGUUUUUCCGUAUUGGAGGCAAGGUUUUUGGGGGCUCUUUCCAAGGGGACGAGAGUUCUAGAAGCUAAAGAGGACGUCUGCUGGACUGAGAAAGACGCUCUCGUCAAAGAGGAGGAGGAAGAGGAGGCUGUGACAAUACAAAAUCAAGUAGAGGAUGAGGCUGUUACCGUGAAAGAAGAAGAGAAAGAUGCGUUCAGAGUGAAAGAGGAGGAGGAUGUUACAGUAAAAGAAGAGGAGGAAGCCGUUUUUCGAGUGGAGGAGGUUACUGCGACAGUGAAAGAAGAUGACCACGUUUUUUUAAUGAAGGAUGAAGAGGGGGAGAUUACUGUCACAUUAGAGGAGGACGAAGAAGAGAAGACUGGAGUUCUGAUUAACACCAGUAAAUACCGAGAGAGACGGGACUACCGUGGGUCCUCUGGGGAGCCUCAACAACCUCAUGAUGCUGACAAAGCAGAGAAGACUCUCUCCAGAUCAGAACACGUCAAGAAACCCCAGCAGAGAUCCACAGGGAAGAGAACUCACUGCUGCUCUGACUGUGGGAAGAGAUUCACCACCUCAUCAGGCAUUAAAAUUCAUCAGAGAAUCCACACAGGAGAGAAACCUCACGGCUGUGAUCAAUGUGGGAAGAGUUUUACUCAGCUAAGCAGCCUGAUAUUGCACCAGAGAACACACACAGGCGUGAAACCGUACAGCUGUGAUGAAUGUGGGAAGAGUUUUACUCAGCUAAGCAGCCUGAUAUCACACCAGAGAACACACACAGGCGAGAAACCUUAUAGCUGUUCUGAAUGUGGGAAGAGUUUUACUCAGCUAAGCAGCCUGAUAUCACACCAGAGAACACACACAGGAGAGAAACCUUAUAGCUGUGAUGAAUGUGGGAAGAUGUUUACUAGGUCUAGCAAUCUGACUCUACACCAGAGAAUACAUACAGGAGAGAAACCUUUCAGCUGUACUCAAUGUGGGAAGAGUUUUACUAAGCUAAGCAACCUCAUAUCACACCAGAGAAUACACACAGGAGAGAAACCCUAUAGCUGUGAUCAAUGUGGGAAGAGUUUUGUUCAAUCUAGCUAUCUGAAGAUACACCAGAGAAGACACACAGGAGAUAAACCUUUUAACUGUACUCAAUGUGGGAAGAGUUUUAUUUUAUCUAGCCUUCUGACAGUACACCAGAGAACACACACAGGAGAGAAAUCUUAUAGCUGUAAUCAAUGUGUGAAGAGUUUUGCUACAUCUGGGCAGCUGACAAUACACCAGAGAACACACACACAAUAGAAAUCCUUUAGCUCUAAUUGACGUGGGAAGAGUUUUACUCUGUUAAACAGCCUGGUACGACACCAGAGAACACACAGGAGAGAAAUAUCUUAGCUGUAAUCAAUGUGGGAAGAGAUACUCUGAUAAAAGUUAUCUGAUCAAACAUCAGAAAAUACAUGGAGUUGUUUCAUGAUAUCAAUGAAAUCAUGUCACAAUGUAGAAUGUUUUACAUUGUAGUAGGAGUAUUUUAAUGAUGUCACAAUGUAGAAGCCUAAAUGUUUGCCCCUUUAUCAAUUGAUUUCAACAUGAUAUAGAUAUUAGCCUCAGGGGAAAAAUCCAGGCUCAGAAUUGAAAGUUGAGUUGUGUUACACUUACCACGUUGAUGACCGACUUGAAUCAAAAUGCAACACUCCAAAAUGUAGCUAGCUGUUUUCUUCAAAUUGUCCUCUAUCCAGUGAUGUACACAUUACUCCCAGAUUCCAUGGGGUUUUUGAGCUGUUAGUUUUAACAGGACUUGCAACCUCAUCUCCCUCCUUUCGCAGUUGAUUUCAACAUGAUAUCGAUGAGUUAUGACACAUGAGUGUUGCAUUCCUUUGUUUAGCGACCCCUAAAUGAAAAUGCAUCACUCAAAUGUAGCUGAAUGUCUUCUGCAGGUUGUGCUCUAACCAGUGAGGUAAAAGAUAUCUCAAAUGUCCAUGUGUUUUUUAGUUGUGUUAGUUUCAACAGCACGUACAACCUAGUCGAUAUUAGUGAUGUAUUGCUACUUUUUCAAAACAACGUUUCUGGUGCUUGUGCAGUUUAUAUGGUGCUUGUUUAAACAAAUACAAGUAAUAUGAUUAUUGUGGCAGAUGUUUGUGGAUAUUGCACAUUUUAUGUUUAGGUUUUCAAUUUAUCCCAAACUGUUUCUGCAUAUUAGUUAUUGAUUUGGACAGGUUAAAACUGUGGUUUGACAUCGGGAUAUCCCUCCUAGCAAAAUGUCAUUGAAAAGAUGUUGAAAAGAAGACUAUGCCCGAAAUAUGUAUUUUCGGGUAGUUUUUUCAAUGACUUGAAAAUAACUUAAUUUCAAUUUACUUGCAGGUAACCUAGUG
Oncorhynchus keta (chum salmon) is the source of this 3156-nucleotide messenger RNA. Its product is annotated as gastrula zinc finger protein XlCGF17.1-like. Bases 1121 to 2089 code for a protein of 322 amino acids. The record is from RefSeq and is a predicted model, not a curated record. Gene Ontology annotation, cellular component: transcription regulator complex; PcG protein complex. Gene Ontology annotation, biological process: negative regulation of transcription by RNA polymerase II. The transcript has 3 exons. Gene Ontology annotation, molecular function: RNA polymerase II cis-regulatory region sequence-specific DNA binding; DNA-binding transcription repressor activity, RNA polymerase II-specific. Lineage: Eukaryota; Metazoa; Chordata; Actinopteri; Salmoniformes; Salmonidae.